ACGCCAUCCGAGAGACUGCCGGGCACAAGUGCGGAUAUAAAAGAGACGAUCGCCGGACAUCUCCACGGCCGGUCCGCCUUCUCUGUUCCCCCGACAGAAGCCAGUUGUUUGGAGCCCGCGGCGCGGGGGAAGCGAUUUCAAGAUGCAGCGGAGCGAAAGCAAGGAGAUCCUUAAAGACGACGCAUACUUCGUGAAGAGAUUGUCGGGGCAGCGUCCAGCCCUGAGAGACUGGGGCCUCGAGACGAUCUCCUUCUCGGCCUCGUGUGACCAGCUGAGCCUCGGAAACCUCUGGUACCUGCUUGUGGCUUGGGCCACUCAUUUGACCCUCUUUGGCAUUUUGCUGAAGGACUUUCUGCCUCACGUCACCUCCAGCUUUCCGCUCGCCCACAGCCAAGGCGUGGUGCUGUGCCUCUCCGCGUCGUUACUCGCGCUGCUGCUCUUCACGCUGCUCUCCUUCCUCUCCCUGGAGCUUGCCGUCGUGCGCGUGCCCCGCGCGGUGAGAUCCUCCCAGCUCCCCGCCGGCCAGGCCGCCCCCCCGGGGCCGGCCCCCACGGGGUACCCCCCGGGGCUCGCCUGCGUACGGGGACGACGCCUGCUGGCCGUGGCGCUCUCGCUCCUGGGGCUCCAACGGCUGCCUCUGCACGCGCUCGCCGGGCUCGCUCUACUGCUGGCUCACACGUUCCUCUGCGUCGUCUCGCCUGCGGUCGACGGGGUGGUUUGUCCGCCCGGCGCCGCCGCCACCGCCGCCACCGACGCCGCCGUCCCGCUGAAUGGUUCCCAGGCGGGUGCUUCCGCCAACCACACGGACGGCGCUGGAGCCGAACCGGCGGGCCACAUUGUGCCGAUGGCGUGGGCGGAAAUCGGAGGCGUGGAUCCGCACCUCGACCCGGCCGCCAAACUCUGCCUGCUCUGCAUCAACUACCUCGCCCCACUGCUGUUCCACGCGACGCGGGAGGCCCGGCCGCUGUGGAGCAAACAUCGCGGCGCGAGCUUCGCCUACUGCGCGUUCCUCACGCUCACGGGCCUGAGCCGCCUCGCCUCCUACGCCGGCUUCCACGCGCUCUACUUGGCCGCCGCGUCCGGCGCAUCCGCGACGGCGCGCGGCCCAGCUCCCUGGCCACGUCUCAUGCUGCGCCACACCCAGGCGGUUUUGUCGUUCUACGCGGCCGGGUUGCUGCUGUCGCUGGGGGCGACGCUCGGCGUGAAGGCGAUCGCGUACCGCGCGCACGGAGCCAGCUCGGAGGGCGUGCGGCCCCCCUCCGCGGGCCCCGUCUCGUGCCAGCGCGCCACUCCCGCCUCCCGCUGCCGCUCGAGGCCGCGCGCGUCCCUCGUGGCGACCGGCUCCCUGACCCUCGCCGCGGUGGCCGCCAAGCUCACCGUCGCGGCGGACGCGUGGUCGCUGAGCUCGCGGCCCGCGACCCCCGGGCGGCCCGGCGGCCUCCCGCUGGCGGUCGCGGCGUGCGGAGAGGCGGCGUCCUGCCUGCUGUGCCUGGCGGCGUGCCUGGCGGCGUGCCUGCACCAGCUGAGCAGCGGGAGGCGGUGGGAGCGGCGCCACCGUCGGCUGUCGGGGUCGCCGCUCAGCGACGUGCCCAGCACCAGCAUCAUCUACAAGCCGGCGGCGCUAGCAGCACACAUCUCUUACACCCCCACCGGCGCGAUCGCGAGGACGUUCGCCUACUGAGAAAGAGACGCUUCGCUCGGUGUGCCCGACCCAAAAUAAAUCGACCGACUGAUUGUUUACACCUGACCGCAAACACAACGUGCGCUGUAUGUUUUAUGACUGUAAUAAUUCGUGGUUGCAUUAUUUCCCCAUUUUUCUCUGUUUGUAUGUAUGUUGAACUUCUUUUGCACCGUAUGUAGCCAACCUUGCUAAUCGGAGUUGCGGGGAAGGACAAGAAGCUAAAUACAAAAAGCAGUUCUAACGAAAUGAGUUUUCAAUCUGGAUGAAGGAAAAUGUAAGAAGAGGUUUUACCCUUCCUGGCAAUAAAACAGAAGGUGUUAAGAUGUUCAAACACCAAAUAGAAACCUUUUGCUCUCAGAAGUUGCCACGUUCGACUCCUUCACCCCGAUGCUCAACAGCUGAUCAAUACAGACACGCUUUUCACGCAACCAUUUGCAUUAUCGGUGUUUUUUUCACUUUUUGUCUAGAAUCCUCAUAACCCCAAGAUAAUCUA
This is a messenger RNA of Petromyzon marinus (sea lamprey), 2174 nucleotides long. RefSeq lists its product as uncharacterized. Lineage: Eukaryota; Metazoa; Chordata; Hyperoartia; Petromyzontiformes; Petromyzontidae. The record is from RefSeq and is a predicted model, not a curated record.